Molecule: messenger RNA, 468 nt
Organism: Ostreobium quekettii
Lineage: Eukaryota; Viridiplantae; Chlorophyta; Ulvophyceae; Bryopsidales; Ostreobiaceae
Source: the annotation of a GenBank genome assembly
AUGGACGUCAAGGAAGAACCGCCUUCCGCGGAGCGCCGCGAACAGGCCCAGCCCUGCGAUGCGACGCGGAAGACGCGGAAGACGGGCCCCAAACGCAAGAAGGCGGGCUGCGGCGACGAUGGCGACGGCCAGGCCAAGAGGAAAAGGGCGAAGGCGGCGGCCGAGCCGGUGGAAAAGAGGCUGAGCAGCGUUGGGAAAACCGUCCCGUGGCGCCCACACCCGAACGAGAAGACACGACAGCGCAUCUUGAGGGCAUUGCCAGGUUCUGCCCAUCGGAUGUUCCUGCUUGAGCACAAGGUAGUGACUCCUAUCGGUUCGCCCGGAGGAGGGGUUGAAGAAUUCGUUGUGUUGGGUGCAACGGCAAACGGUGAGAUGAACAACCAUCGUCUGUAUUUUCUUCCCCAUGUGUCAUACAGCCGAAGAGUUGUCCAUGACAUAUCAUAUCAACAUGGGGUGGAGCAUAGCUGA